This is a messenger RNA of Caenorhabditis bovis, 5775 nucleotides long. The record is from the annotation of a GenBank genome assembly. Lineage: Eukaryota; Metazoa; Nematoda; Chromadorea; Rhabditida; Rhabditidae.
AUGGUUUUCCUGAUUUUUCUAGUGACUAGUUGUUGUAUAUCGAUAGUUUCAUCCUCUUCAAUUCUUGUGGAUUUCAGCGCGUAUGCUGUAUCUCGACCUCAGGCUUAUUUAAUAGAAUAUUCACCACCAGUCGGGUACCCGCCAUCAGGGUCCGCUGUUGACGGAAACACCUUUUUUUCGGAGAUCAAUGGAACUAUUUCUGCAACUGAAUAUGUUAUUAAUGUGAGCGCGAUUCUUGAUAAUGGAAUGCGGCAGAAGGUGGCAAGCUUCAGCGUAUUUAGCAGUCCCGAUGCGCCAUCGCUUGAUUCCAUAGAGACCACUGAGCAUGAGGCAACAAUAUCGUACUUUCCGCCGCAAGGUCAAAACAUCACUUUCCAAAUAGAAUACUUCCCGGAAGGACAUAAAGAGUACGCGAAUUCCAUUGACACGAAAGCAGCUCUCGUUCGCCUACGCGGCCUCGAUGCCGGCACAACAUUUCGUUUGCGCAUUCGAUCGGUCUACAUGGGCGUAUACUCGCAACAGCUCAUUGAUACCACAUUUGUGACGCAGGGCGCUUCAAAUUAUGAUUACUCAUCAUCUGUGGAAACUGGUUAUAGUGUGAGAACGUUGCCGCCGAACAUUUUUAGUGCGUCUACUACGCUGGCGACUACAGAAUCUUCUUAUGAAUACUCGCAAGAGGAGGAGACUGCCACCCGCUCGAUGCCUUUAGAAACAACAGAGAUGGUUAUGGUAUCCACCACGACCACUAUGCCAUCGGUGACCACCAUCAUUACACCAUCCACAACGAGUUCAGAGAUCAUCACAACGUUGACCCCGAUCAUAACAACAUCAACUAAAAGAGCUGCGGAAGUUGUGGAUUCCGGCGAUUUGGGCUCUGAUCAUCCAACCGAAUCACAUGGAGAGCCGUUCAUCGAUCUUGAUACGAUGAUUCGUGAAUAUGGCGAGCCGUCGGAUAUCGGUCUCAGCGACGAGACAAACAUGCUGCGAUUAGAUUGGGAUGCGCCGGAUGAUGCUCCAUGUGACGCCUUUUUCGUCAAUUAUACAAUCUUGAGUUUGAGCAAACCGCGAUCUUUUUCUUUGGCGACGUCCGAUGAGCAUGCAAAAAUAAAAUUUUUCACGGACCACACAUUAGAUAUCCGAGUGUUCUGCAUGCUUGCUGGGGCAUUGUCGAAGACAUGGUGGGCUCACAGAAUUGCCCAUCUAUCAAAGCCGAAGGCAAUUGAAAAUCUUCGAGUUGUCAACACAACCACUGACGAUUUUUAUGUGUCAACUAUCAAAAUUGCCUGGGAUUGGCCCACUUAUCAUGAUUUUGUUCAUUAUCGCAUUGUGGUAUCCUACGGGCUUAAAGAUACUUCAAGCACUCAGGAGAUAGAAGUGACGUCAAAACAAGAUUUCAUCGAAAUUGACAAGCUUGAAGCCGCUAACGCUUAUAAGAUCUCAAUUCGAAACUCUUCUGUCGAACUAUCUUUAACAUCAAAACCUACUGUUAUUGAGCAAAUCACUCCGCCAAUAAUUUCAUCAACAGUUUACCCGGGACAAAUCUCAUCAACAUCCAUUAAUAUCAAUUUUGGAGAUUCCGAUCCAGAGCAAGGACGAUUCGACUAUUAUCUCUUAACUUUCAGCGGAAAUAAUAAGAACAUUUCCAAAAAGGUUGAAAUGGAUCAAGAGAAAUCGUUCACGUUCACAAAGUUGAUUCCUGGAAAGACAUAUCAGUUUUCGGUUUACACUGUCUACAAAGGCGUCAAAAGUCGGCCGGUGUCCGCAGAUGUUACAACAUAUCCUUUGAAAGUGAACAAGCUGUAUCCAGUGGUUGGUCGCGAUUAUGUUGUUCUUUACUGGGAUAUUGAAAAUUUCGCGGAUUCCGAUUGCAGAUUCCGUUUGAGUUAUAAUGCUGAUAACAUUCCGACAGUGUCUGUGGAAUUGAAGGGGGCAAGUCGACAUCGAUUCGCUGGCCUUCAAUCCGACGUAUAUUAUACAUUCACAAUCACGGUGAUUAUGGGAACCGCCAAAGCGGCCGCAGAAUCCGAGUCUGAAAUGGGAAGUCGGGAACUCGUUGUGUCAUUUGACAACGACCACUCAGUGUUCUCUGAGCUCAACGGAGCACCUGAAAAUUUCGCUGUUAUCGUUUCAGAUGAUACCUCGUUAAACGACGAUAACUAUGAAUUGAAGUCAUGGUUCGAAGUAAAGGAUGAAGACGUCUGGGGAGCCUAUAGAGCAUCGCCGUCCACCUGGAAUCCGUUUGACUCGGAUCGAGUUCGACAUGCUGCAUUUACCGUUGGAACAGAUGAUUGCGUGAAACGGAGUCUUGACGAGCCGUACUGCAACGGAAUUCUUCGUGCCAAUACCGACUAUCGUGUGAAAAUUCGUAUGUACACUGAUACAAUGGUCGCCAUGGAAUCGGACUGGGGCCGAAUCGAGGGCGAGAAGAGCGAUGCUAAUGAUGAUGAAAGCAGCGAAGACGAUGAAUCGAAUGAUCGCCGAUUCCCAUGCCACAUUGAAGAGGAAGAAAGAAAUGAAUCUCUGACAGGAGACAAGAUGAUGGUUGAAAAAACCCAAAAAACACAAGAAGUUUCGCGUCCACCACGGAACACGGAACAAGUAGAUGUAAUGAAAAUGCUAGCAGGCACAAAUCUGUUAGAAGUCCCUGAGUUCGAUGGGAGACAAGAAAACUGGAGCCCAUUUUGGGAAAUGUUCGAGGUUCUAGUUGAUAAACAAAAUGCACCGAACGUUGUAAAAUUUAACGUGCUGCGAAAGGCAUGCAGAGGCGAUGCCUAUGAACAAAUAAGGAAAUACCCUGCCGAUGGAAGCGCGUACCACGAGGCAGUGAAAAGAUUACAAGCCGUCUACGGCAAUACAGAAAAGCAGUUUCGAAAACUGCUAAGCCAGCUUCAAGAAGUGAAGCCAGCGAGAGACGAUAUAAGAAGUUGUCGAGCAGUGUUUAACACAUGUUCGGUAAUAGUUUACGGGCUGAAAAAGCUCAACCAAGAGGUCGACAAUGCAGUCCUCAAAGAACUUAUAAGAAAAAAAUUCCCACGAUGGGUUAACCACAAAUUGCUUAAGAAUGAAGCAAGAAAAGACGACGCUAAAGACGCCAGCGCCGAGUCCAUGUUAGAGGACAUCGAAGAUAUGAUAAGCUUGAGAGAAGCUGAAGAUAGCGACAGUGAAGAGCUGUCAGGGAAAAUAAAGGCCUUAAAGGAUCAAGUGGCAAGAGCCGAAGAGCCGUGCUCGUACUGUGGCCUAGCUAACCACAAGUCGGACACGUGUAGAAAGUUCGGUUCUUUGGACCUCCGCAGAGAGAAAGCGGGAAAAGACGGAUUGUGUUUUAACUGUCUGAAAAAAGGACACUACAGUACACAAUGCCGCAAAGAACAAGGAUGUGAGCCUGGCAUUGAGGCGAUGAUGGAAUUAGAUGGUAUAGGGAUCAACGAAAAAGAUCCAACAGACUCUGAAAUUAUGAAGAAUUUUAGAGAGACCGUGGAAAUGAGUCUCACAGGUGAGAUCACGGUCAGAUGGCCUUGGAAAGAGGAGAAAAAGUGGCAGUUAGCCGACAACCGCACGGUUGCAUGGCAAAGAUUGAUGCAGACCUACAAUGCUCUGCACCAGAAAAAAGAAUGGGAGCUUAUGCUCGAAAUAUUUAAAAAACAAGAAAUUGAUGGAAUCAUCGAAGAAGUGACCAGCAAAGGUCAAAGUCCGGUAUAUUACAUACCGUACCAAAUUGUAAAGAAUGACAAUUCUGCGACAACGAAACUCAGAAUAGUGUUUGAUGCGUCAUCCCACAGAAAGGGUUGCAUAUCACUAAAUGACGCAAUUCAUCAAGGUCCAGUUAUACUACCAGAAUUGGUAGGAAUAAUACUGAGAUGCAGGACGGCACGCUAUGUACUCAUAGCAGACGUCGAGAAAGCGUUUCAUCAGAUUCGCUUGCAUAAGGAGGAUAGAGACUCCACCAGAUUUUUCAUGUUGAAAGAUGAAAAGAAGCCGCCAACAGCGGAUAACGUGAAAAUUAUGCGUUUCACAAGAAUACCUUUCGGGGUAAAUGCAAGCCCAUUUCUACUUGCAGUUAGUAUUCAGCAUUUCUUCGAAAAUGCACAAACAUCGGAGAUUCUCCAAGAAGCAGUUGGAAGAAACUUGUACGUAACAGACGAAAGUCAAGUCCAGCAAGAACAGACACCAGAAGAAAGUGUCAAAGAAGAAGAGUCGGAUGAAACCCCAACAAGGAGGAAUCCGACAAGAGCAUGCAGAAGACCAAGAGGUUGGGUAACGCAAUUAGCAUCUAUCAUGAUGAUACUAGCGUUACUAAUCAUGAACGUGGGAGCAGUCCCUUCCAAGGAUUUGCCAUCAUAUGAAGAAGUCAAACUCAACCAAACGUUGGGAAGACAAGAAGGGGUGUUAAAAACUGUGGACAAUAGAACAGUUUUGAACCCUCAGAAAUUGAUAGCGGAUACGCGUCACAUAAACGUCAGAAAGAGUCAAGUUACUAGUACUGUAGCACCGCUAAAAGCGAGUCUAAUAACAACGACAGUAGCAGCAACUACCAAAAAGACAGAUUCUGACAAGAAAAAGAAUCAGAUAAAAAGGCUCUUUAUGAAAAACAAGCACAUUGACCGACUGGACAAUGGUAUACUACUCCGUAAAGAUGAUUCUGAAAUUAUCUGUACAAACAAUGGUGUCAAUCUGAUUGACAAGGGUAUCAAUACCAAGAUGAACUACAAGAUUUGUAGUAAUAACUAUUGUGUGUCAGACAUCACACCAAGCUUCAUAACCAAUAUCGCACUACCACGCGAAGAAAUGAUCUCAAUUCAUAAGAUAAGCUGGAAAAAAGCUAUUGGCAAUCGCUACGGCAUUGUCGAAAAAGAGUGUCCAGCAAGGGACACAUGCACAAAGAUCGAUUGCAUAAUUUGCCCAGAUAUUGUGUGGAAUCCUCACUGUGCUCCGAUAAGAUUCGCGAUUCUAAUCGCGAUCGGUCCUAAGGGUAAGGAAAAUACCAUUACCAAAAAAUUCAACCAACCAAUAGUGGCUGAGAAAUGUAAAGUGCUCUGUGGCACAAAAAACAACUAUUUCCUCGCCCAAGGAAUACUAGUAUACGUUCCGAGCACAGACUACGUGGCGGAACAAAGUGACGAGCACGGAAAAGCCUCGGAUAGCACAAUAUUCGAGAUCCACGCUCCAGAUAACACAGGAUUCUUUUCCCAGAUCGGACACAUUAUUUCGUCCACAAUCCAACACGCUAUAUUCUCGCGUUCAUCUAGCAGAUGGACGAAGGUCAGGCCAAACAAUCUGACGAUAAGAAAAAGGGGCGGAGCAAGAUACUCCACCAAAGACGCCUAUAAAAGCGAAGUCCGAGAGGACAAAGGCAGAAUAUUCAUGUCUGCCAACAACGCCAUAUUCAUGCUGUCGCAAGCGCAGCUAAUGAAAGUCAUUGCUCAACAAGGAGCCCGAGGACCGUCUCGCAUACGCAUCUGCGUAUUCUGCGAAAAAGGCCAUUGGCCUAGUGAGUGCAGCAACACGCACUCAACGGUCGAAGAACGCAAAACGGUCCAGAGACAAAAGGGGCUGUGUCCCAUUUGCCUAAGAAAAGGGCACAACGCUUUGCGUUGCCGAGCACCACGCACAGACACCUGCAAGGUGAAACAGUGCGAAAAGAAGGGACUCAUCCACCACGCACUAUUGUGCAAGAAACAGCCAGGAAAAGAAGAGGAGCCUGCCGCGGCGCAGGCCCUCGAGGAGAUGGACGCGGAGGAGAUUCUCCGCUCGCCCUCGCCAAAUAAAGAAAUUUAA